UCCUUCUCAUAUCUCAUUACUUCAAGUCCAUUCCAAUCCAACUUUUACAACAAUGGCAGCAGCCAUAUCUCCAGCCAUCAUCUCCUCUCGCUGCACUCAACCAACUCUCUUCCACUCCAAACUUUUCCUUCGUUCUUCCUCUGUAGUUCAUGGUCUUUCCCUCUCUGCAGGCUCUUCUGUCCUGCACUCGCAUGCAAUCAAAGUGGUUGCACCGCGGUGGGGUACCAACCAAUUGAAACCCAUUCAAUGCAAGGUGAAACCGCCCGCCCGCGGCCGGCACUUUCGCAUCAUUAUGGAUAAGCCUGGUGGAGAGAGUACUACUAAGUUGCAGAUCUAUGAAUAUUACAUUCAAAUUCUAGCAAAUGCUGUUGGAAGUAAAGAGGAAGCAAAAAAAUGUAUUUGCAGUAUUUCAUAUGACAGGCCUUAUGGGUUCGAAUGUGAAAUUGAUGAGGAAACCUCAAGAAGGCUUAAAGAUCUGCCUGGUGUUCAAGUCCUCCGAAUGUAGAUCCUGCAAACAUCUAUUAUGGACUAUUGAGAGGUUGAAUGAAAGUCCCGUCGGUGUGAAAAUGGUGAAAUGAAACCAAACAAAUAAAACCAAUAAGAUACUUUGGUUGGGGUUUUGUUUCAGUUUCUUGUAUUCACUUGUUAUUGGGUCAUUUUUGGUCCACUUUGGGUUUAAUUUACCAUACAAAUUUAUACAGAAUUGUGCAAACAAAUUGAUUUUCUUAGGAGGUUCGGUUCAUUUUAGAAUCUUAUCGAUUUGUCCAUUUUGAUUUUGGUCUGCUUUGAGUUCGGUUUACGACUUCUUAUCGGUUUGAUUUAGGUUUUGAUCCAACUUAAACUUGUUUUAAUUUGGUUUUGGGUUCGUAUACCUUAAGCCGAAUCAAAUGACUUUGGUUCGAUCUGGUCUAAGUUUUUUGUAGUUCGGUCUCUUUUACAAGUUCAAUCUAGGCUGACACCCCUAACUAGCAAGAAUCAAUGCCUCACAAUUAAAGGGGUUAAAAAAGACUUAAGUCUCUUUACACUCAUGGUGAAUGGGAAGGUAAUUUAAAUGCAUUUAGAGGGUAUCAUGAAGGUUUUUUGAGAAUGUACUAAAUUCCCAUUGGUGCUUGUGAAUCCGUGG
This is a messenger RNA of Macadamia integrifolia, 1123 nucleotides long. Its product is annotated as multiple organellar RNA editing factor 5, chloroplastic/mitochondrial-like. Gene Ontology annotation, biological process: cytidine to uridine editing; mitochondrial mRNA modification. NCBI's taxonomy places the organism in Eukaryota, Viridiplantae, Streptophyta, Magnoliopsida, Proteales, Proteaceae. Gene Ontology annotation, cellular component: mitochondrion. The transcript is spliced from 4 exons. The coding region runs from base 53 to 505 and encodes 150 amino acids. The record is from RefSeq and is a predicted model, not a curated record.